AUGUUAGCGGCCUGGAGCGUCUUCGUGGUCUCUGCUCUGCUGACUCCCUCCCGAAGUCAACUCCUUCCAACCGACGCGGUCAUCCGAGUCAACCAAGGCGUACUGCGUAAUGCUGUCAGCAACUCGAUGGCCCAAAGCAACGCCUUCCAAGGCGCCAUGAGAGAAGUGCCCCUUGGCGAUGGAGAGGUGGUGGUGGAGGAGGACUUCUUGGAGGUGUGCUUGGUGGUGGUGGUGGAAGAGGAGGUGGUGGAGAAGGACUUCUUGGAGGUGUGCUUGGUGGUGGAGGAGGAGAAAGAGGUGGUGGAGGAGGAGGACUUCUUGGAGGUGGUGGAGAAGGACUUCUUGGAGGUGUGCUUGGUGGUGGUGAUGGAGGAGGUGGUAGAGAAGGAGGAGGAGGACUUCUUGGAGGUGUGCUUGGUGGUGGUGGUGGUGGUCGAGGAAGAAGAGGACUUCCUGGAGGUGUGCUUGGUGGUGGCAAAAAAGGAGCAGGAGAAAGGUGGAGGUCCAGGUGCCAGCGGUCUGCUGGGCCAAGGAGGCUUACUGGGUGAUGGAGGUCUGCUUGGCACUGCAGGAAUUCUUGGUGGAGGUGGGGGCUUCCUCGGCAAUGGAGGCCUGCUGGGCAACGGAGGCCUACUUGGUGGAGGUGGAGUCCUUGGCAUCCUUGGGGAAGGAGGUCUUCUCAGCACGGUCCAAGGACUGACUGGAUUGCGAAUUGUGGAGCUGACCCUUCCCAAGAUCAACCUGAGGCUUCUACCUGGCAUUGGGGUUCACCUGGAUUUGUACACCAGAGUGGCACUUAAUGGGAAGAGCCUUCUCGGUUUGCUUGACGUUGCGGUGGAGGUGAACAUCACAGCCAUUGCCCGUCUGACAAUGGAUGGCACUGGCUACCCCACACUGGUGAUUGAUCACUGUGACACGCUCCUGGGAGGCAUUAAAAUUAGACUUCUUAGAGGCCUUCUUCCAAUUGUGGACAAUUUAUUAGCCCGUGUCCUGAACAGACUUCUUCCUGAUCUGCUUUGUCCCGUCCUCGACGUAGUCCUGGGCCUUGUCAAUGACCAGAUUGGACUUGUGAACUCUCUGGUUCCUCUGGGAAUACUGGGAAGUGUCCAGUAUACAGUCUCCAGCCUUCCAUUGGUCACAGGACAUUUCCUGGAGAUUGAUUUAAAUACGGUGGUUGGGCAUGUGGCCGGCCCACUCAUCGACUACCCGCUGGGCAAGCCGGAAUCCCUCCCUCCACCCCCCCGAGUGCCCAUGCCACCUAUGCCACCCAUGGAAGACACAACCAACUCUCAGCUGGGACUGUCGGUCAAUUUCCUCAGCUCCGUGUUGGGCGUCUUGCAGAAACAAGGGCUCUUGAACCUGGACAUCACCGAGGGAAUGUACCCUCAACUUCCUCCUCUGACCACUUCAACUCUUGGAGCACUGAUUCCAAUGAUCUUUCAGAAGUUCCCCGAGCCUCGGCCCCUUCUGCUGAAGGUCUCGGUCCCUGAGGCUCCAACCGUGAAGCUGCAGAAAGACAUGGGCGUGAUUAAACUUCAAGCCACCGCAGAAAUCUUGGCCACGGAGCCCAAUGGUGAAGACAAAUCUCUCUGUGUCCUGAACAUCGAUGCUUCUUUGCUGGCCAAAUUUUCUGUCGAAGACAACAAGCUCAAAAUCAGCACUCAGCUAGACAAGUCCCAGGUUAAGCUGGCUUCCUCCAACGUUGGGAAAUUUGACAUCUCCCUGAUGGAGGGAUUGGUGGGCAAGAUCGUUGAAGAGGCCUUCCUUCCUGCCCUGAAUGGCGUCUUAGGUGGAGGAGUUCCCCUCCCAAAACUGCUGAACAUCGAUUUCAACAACGCCUCGGUUGAUGUCAUCGAAGAUCUGCUGGUGUUGUCUGCGUAA
This is a messenger RNA of Pseudonaja textilis, 1881 nucleotides long. The record is from RefSeq and is a predicted model, not a curated record. Lineage: Eukaryota; Metazoa; Chordata; Lepidosauria; Squamata; Elapidae.